AUGGGAGGAUUAACAUCAGCUUCUAGUUUUAUUGCAUUGCUUGAAGAAGAGCAAGUUGAACUUCAAUCAUUUGCUCUUCAAAAGCUCGAUCAUGUUGUCGACGAGUUCUGGCCAGAGGUUGCUACAUCAAUCAACACCAUAAAACAAUUAUCAGACAAAAAAUCAUUUGCACAACAUGAAUUGGCAUCAUUGGUAGUGUCAAAGGUAUACUAUCAUCUUGGUGACUUUAACAACUCGAUGCAAUAUGCUUUGUCUUCAGGUGGACUCUUUAACGUACUUUCAAAGAGUGAAUAUGUUGAAACUUUAUUAUAUAAAUUCAUUGAUGAAUAUAUUAAAUUAAGAGCUCAAUCGGAUACCAUACCAGUAGAUCCACGUUUAGAAUCAAUCGUCAUGGGAAUGUUUGAAAGAUGUUUCAAGGAAGGAUCAUAUAAACAAGCUUUAGGUAUUGCAUUAGAAUCAAAGAGAUUAGAUAUCAUUGAAAGAUCAAUAGCCGACUCUGGAAACGUUGCUUCCAUGCUCACCUAUUGUUUAAAUAUUUGUAAUACCAUUGUCUCUAAUCGUACAUUCCGUCAAUCCGUUUUGGCCAUUCUUGUUAAAUUAUACCUCUCUCUUGAACAACCAGAUUUCAUCAGUAUCACUCAAUGCCUCAUUUUCUUGGAUGAUGCUGAACAAGUCUCAAAAAUUUUAUUAUCUUUAACUCAAAAGGAUGAAGACUCAUUAUUAUUAGCUUACCAAAUUGCAUUUGAUUUAUUCCAAAAUGGAUCACAACAAUUUUUAUUAAAUAUCCGUAAGACCUUACCAACACCAUUAUCAUCCGAGAGCAAGAUGGAUGUUGAGGGUUCUGCCAAGCCAGAUUCUCAUGAUUUACGUUUAGAGAGACUCCGUACCAUUCUCUCUGGUGACACUUCUAUCAAUUUAUAUUUGGAAUUCCUCUAUAGAAAUUGUAAUACCGAUAUGAAUGUUUUACAAAUUAUGAAGUCUGUAUCAGAAUUACAAAAAGGGGCAAUCUUUUAUUCUGGUACAUUAUUUGCCAAUGCUAUUAUGCAUGCUGGUACAACUAGAGAUACAUUUUUAAGAGAGAAUUUGGAAUGGUUAGCAAGAUCAACACAUUGGACCAAGUUUAGUGCCACCGCUUCUUUGGGUAUCAUCAACAGAGGACACAUCAAGGAAUCAAAGACCAUUUUAAAGAGUUAUCUUCCAGCCUCUACACCAAAUGCCCACCCAUAUUCAGAAUCUGGAGCCUUGUACGCUCUUGGUCUCAUCCAUGCUGGCCAUGGUGAAGCUGUCACCUCUUACCUUCAAGAGAAACUUCGUUACAAUAAUGUCAUCCUUCAACAUGGUGCUUCAUUGGGUAUUGGUCUUUCCGAAAUGGCCACUGGUAAUGAUGAAAUCUAUGAAGAUUUAAAGGGUAUUUUAUAUAAUGAUGAUGCAAUUUCAGGUGAAGCUGCUGGUGUUGCUAUGGGUUUGGUCAUGACUGGUACUGGAUCGAAAAAGGCAAUCAAUGAAAUGCUUGCCUAUGCUCAUGAAACCCAACAUGAAAAGAUUAUUAGAUCAUUAGCUCUUGGUCUUUCAUUUACCAUGUAUGGAAAGGAAGAAAGUGCCGACACUUUAAUUGAACAAUUAAUUUCAGACAAGGAUCCAUUAUUAAGAUAUGGUGGUAUGUAUACAAUUGCUAUGGCAUAUUGUGGUACUGGAAACAAUGAUGCACUUCGUAAAUUACUUCACUAUGCAGUUAGUGAUGGUAAUGAUUCUGUAAGAAGAGCAUCUGUUACAUGUAUAGGUUUUGUGUUGUCCAAGCAACCAGAAAAGUGUCCAAAGGCUGUCCUUUUAUUGUCCGAGUCUUACAACCCACACGUCAGAUACGGAUCUGCUUUGGCAUUGGGUAUCUCGUGUGCUGGUACUGGAUCGCGUGAAGCUUUGGAUAUCCUCAAGACAUUGACUCAAGAUACUGUCGGAUUGGUACGUCAAAGCGCCUGGAUUGCCAUUGCUAUGGUGUUGAUCCAAGGUACCAAGGAGCAAGUUGCCGAAGUCGAGACUUACCGCAAGCAGUUUAUCACUGUCAUCAACGACAAGCGUGAAGACGCCAUGUCCAAGUAUGGUGCCGUUCUCGCACAGGGUAUUAUUGAUGCUGGUGGUAGAAACUCGACCAUUGCAUUGCACUCACCAUCGGGACACAAGAACAUGCAUGCUAUCAUUGGUAUUGCCGGUUUCCUCCAAUUUUGGUACUGGUUCCCAAUGACCCAUUUCUUUGGUUUGGCCGUUACCCCCACCGCCAUCAUUGGUGUCAACAAGAACCUCGAGAUGCCAGUCUUCUCGGUCAAGUCCAACUGCAAGCCAUCUCUAUUUGGAUACCCACCAGAGACCAAGCAAACUACCACCAACGCACCCUCCAAGAUCGAGACUGCCGUCCUCUCCAUCACAGGCCGUAAGGGUAAGGGUGGAUUGUCGCACAGCCGUUCGUCCAUGAGUAUCGACCAAGAGAUUGAAAAGGAAAAAGAAAAGGAAAAGGAGCAAAAGGAACAAAAAGAAAAGGAGGAAAAGGAAAAAGAAGAAAAGGAAAAGGAAGAAAAGGAAAAGGAACCAGCAUUUGACCGCAAGCAAAAUCCAAUGAGAAUCGUACCAAAACAAUUGCCAUACAUUGUCUAUGACGACCCACGUUACGCUCCAAUCAAAAAGAAUCCUUCCAUUGGUAUUGUUUUACUCAAAGACAAGAAACCAGAGGAACCAGAACAAUUGGUUGCCUUGGAAAGACCAACCGUCAAGCCAAUCACUGCAUCAUCUGGAAAUACCGCCGCCGCUGCCUCGAAACCAGAUUUACCUGAACCAAAGACUCCUCAACCAUUUGAAUUUACUGAUUAA
Cavenderia fasciculata is the source of this 2859-nucleotide messenger RNA. RefSeq names its product 26S proteasome regulatory subunit S1 (gene psmD1). The coding region runs from base 1 to 2859 and encodes 952 amino acids. Gene Ontology annotation, biological process: proteasome-mediated ubiquitin-dependent protein catabolic process; regulation of protein catabolic process. The record is from RefSeq and is a predicted model, not a curated record. The transcript has 8 exons. NCBI's taxonomy places the organism in Eukaryota, Evosea, Eumycetozoa, Acytosteliales, Cavenderiaceae. Gene Ontology annotation, molecular function: enzyme regulator activity. Gene Ontology annotation, cellular component: proteasome regulatory particle, base subcomplex; nucleus; proteasome complex.